This is a messenger RNA of Scophthalmus maximus (turbot), 965 nucleotides long. RefSeq names its product corticoliberin-like. The transcript has 3 exons. The record is from RefSeq and is a predicted model, not a curated record. The coding region runs from base 355 to 726 and encodes 123 amino acids. Gene Ontology annotation, cellular component: extracellular region. NCBI's taxonomy places the organism in Eukaryota, Metazoa, Chordata, Actinopteri, Pleuronectiformes, Scophthalmidae. Gene Ontology annotation, molecular function: hormone activity.
CUCUCAUCCUCCUCUCAUCUCCUCUCUUCUCCUCUCUCAUCCUCCUCUCAUCUCUUCCUCUCAUUUCCUCCUCUCAUCUCCUCCUCUCAUCCUCCUCUCUCUCUCACACUCGUCUCGUUCUUCCAUGAUCCAAGUUUCAAAACCAAAUCUUCAUGAAGUCGUUGUCUGGUCUGGGUUUGGUCAUGGGACUAAAAACACAUAAACUGUCGCUGCAGGAGAUGAAGGUCACACAUUCGGUCCAGAGUCGAGUGGAGAAAGGUCACGUCGUCAUCAUCUUCAUCUUCAUCUUCAUCACAGAGGUUUUCCGCUCGCCAAACGCCUCCAACAAACAGAAAGUUGCAUCAUUGUGUGGAGAUGAAGAUCAACGUGCUGCUGUGGUUCGUCGCCGUCAUCGGCAUCUUCCUCCCUCGUUCAGCCGACUGUCGACCUGCCAUCGCCGCUGCCGGCCGGCCUCACCUCCUCCUCCCUCGACCGCUGCUCCUCCACCUGGGGGAGGAGCUCUCCCUGAAACUGGGAGGAGGAGGACCAGACCUCUCCUCCUCUUCAUCGUCAGAGGAGGAAGAAGAAGAGGAGGCCGGGGAGAAGAGGAAGAGGUCCGAUGAGCCUCCGAUCUCCCUGGACCUGACCUUCCAUCUACUGCGGGAGGUUCUGGAGCUGGCCCGGGCCGAGCAGAUCGCCCUGCAGGCCCACAGCAACCGCAAGAUGAUGGACACCUUCGGAAAAUAAAAACCUUCGACUUCCUGUCGACGGUCCUGAUCACAGGAUCAGAACCAGUGUGUUUGGUUUGUGGAACUAAAAGACUUUUUACAAAAUGAAACAAGUUAAAUAAAAUGAAAACAAAAACAUGAAUGAAACUGAGAUUAAAUGUAAAUGUGACAUUUCAACGACUUUAUUAUUAAAGAAUAAAAGAAACAGAGGACGAAUCCAGUUUCAUCUGGAUGUUUGAUGUUUGUCUAAUAUCUGGA